Molecule: messenger RNA, 174 nt
Organism: Acaulospora colombiana
Lineage: Eukaryota; Fungi; Glomeromycota; Glomeromycetes; Diversisporales; Acaulosporaceae
Source: the annotation of a GenBank genome assembly
AAUCAGACUGAGAACGAGAAUGGCUUUUCUGCUUCUUUGAAGUAUGGCGUGUUGGCGGAAGGGGGGGCGGAAAGACUCCAACCAGGUGGGGAACUAUGUCCCGAGUUGAGCUGGUGUGAAGAGUGCGGAUCAAGCUCGUAUAUUCAGAGACUUCAUGUCGAAGCCUUUGGCUAG